Molecule: messenger RNA, 1284 nt
Organism: Penicillium samsonianum
Lineage: Eukaryota; Fungi; Ascomycota; Eurotiomycetes; Eurotiales; Aspergillaceae
Exons: 6
Coding region: 1-1284 (427 amino acids)
Biological process (GO): phospholipid biosynthetic process
Cellular component (GO): membrane
Molecular function (GO): phosphotransferase activity, for other substituted phosphate groups
Source: RefSeq, a predicted model, not a curated record
AUGGACGCGAUCAAUCGAAUGGUCCAAGAGACCCAAGAUUCCCUCUCCGACGAUGCCCUCCUACCCCUUAAGUCCUACAAGUAUUCGAGUGUCGACAAGUCGUUCAUUUCUCGGUAUAUCUUGAAGCACUACUGGAAUGCCUUCGUCGAACUUGUGCCGAUGUGGAUGGCCCCGAACAUGGUGACCCUUCUUGGGUUCAUGUGGAUCGUGGCCAAUAUCUUUAUCAUUCAAAUUUUCGUGCCAGAUAUGGUGGGACCCGGCCCCGCUUGGAUUUACUACAGCUUCGCUCUUGGCAUGUGGAUGUAUUCUACCCUCGACAAUGUGGAUGGUAAACAGGCACGCCGAACCGGGACGUCCAGCGGACUUGGAGAACUUUUUGAUCACGGUAUCGACUCUUUGAACUGCACUCUGGCCAGUCUGCUUUCGACAGCCGCAAUGGGCUUUGGAGCCUCGCAUCUUGGUGCUUGGACCGCACUUGUGCCUUGCUUGGCUAUGUAUUUCUCGACAUGGGAGACCUUCCACACCCACACACUGUACCUCGGCUACUUCAAUGGCCCGACCGAGGGCCUCAUCAUCGCCUGUGGAAUCAUGGUUGCCUCCGGAAUCUGGGGCCCUGGAAUGUGGUCUCAACCGAUCGUUGGAUUCCUUAACUUCCCCCAAAUCUUCGGCAACAGCUCCAUCAAGGACCUCUGGGUCCCAAUUCUCCUGGGUGGCUUCUUCCUCGGACAUCUCCCCGGAUGUGUUAUGAAUGUCGCUGAGGCCCGCAAGAAGCAGGGCCUGCCGUUCACUCCGUUGCUUAAGGAGUGGGUGCCUAUGAUCGCCUUCACCGUCUGCAACAUUGCCUGGCUGUUCUCACCUUAUUCGACUAUUCUGUCCGGUAACCACCUCGUUUUGUUCUGCUGGAUUAUCGCAUUCGUCUUCGGACGCAUGACCACCAUGAUCAUCUUGGCCCAUCUUCUGAGACAGCCCUUCCCCUUGUGGACGGUUAUGCAGGCUCCCCUCAUCGCUGGCGCGGUCCUCAUCAACCUGCCCAUGAUCGGCUUCCCGGCCAUUGCUCCGUGGCUGGAGCUGCUGUAUCUCUGGGUGUACCUCGUCUUCGCCCUGGUUAUCUACAUGCACUGGGCGGUCCUUGUCAUCAACCGCAUCACCACUUUCCUCGGCAUCAACUGCCUUACUAUCCGAAAGGAUAAGGCUGCUGCGAGAGACAGAGCCUAUCGCAACCUCGGUGAAUCGUCCCACAUAGAUCAGUCUCGCGCUUCGACUGACACAUCCAAGACACAUUAA